Molecule: messenger RNA, 709 nt
Organism: Coccinella septempunctata (seven-spotted ladybird)
Lineage: Eukaryota; Metazoa; Arthropoda; Insecta; Coleoptera; Coccinellidae
Product: translation machinery-associated protein 16 homolog
Exons: 5
Coding region: 126-623 (165 amino acids)
Cellular component (GO): nucleus
Source: RefSeq, a predicted model, not a curated record
GAUAUAACCACAUUAUUUAUGUUCUGUGGAUAUAACCUCAUUUUCAUUAGUGAGUGUUCUGUGAAUCUGUGGUUGUGAUGAAGAGUGAGGACAUUUAAAUUUUAUCUAAUGAAUAUCAAAAUAAAAUGACGAAAGUGAAAGACAUCUCGCAAUGCAAACAUCCUUGCAGUCGAAAAACCAGAGCACUGCAACGGCAAAUUAAAAAAGCAACUACUAAGGAAAAGAAAAAAAUUCAUGGUAGUAUCAAACAAAAUCUAAUUGGAGAAAAACUGUUAUGGUUUCAAGAGCACCUACAACAAGUUGAAUUGUUAACACCUGAUCAUGCCGAGGAGUUAAUACAUAUGUAUUUAGGGCGUUUCAAUGAAGAAUUAGAACAAAUUUCAAUAAAGCAUUCAAUUGGAAAUAGGAAGAACAGACAGCAUGCUAGUAGAGAAGAUAUUAUAAAGCUAACAAUAAAAAGGGAAGAAGAGGAAUUCAGAACAUGUGGCAUUGAAAUACCAGAUUUAUUGAACCAGGAUCAGUUGAAUCUUUUAAGAACAUGGAAUGGGGAACUGCGCUAUCUACCAAAUUUCAAACUCAAAAGAUAUUCGCAUAAUUUUUUUGAAACUAGGAAAACAAAGUGAAAUUUAAAAAAUAUGUCCAUAUUGUAAUUCACAUUAGUCCAAACCAUAAAAAGCAAUUUAUAAUAAAUUUUAAGGUUGGUAUGUUG